AUGACGCAUCGGGCCAAAAUGUUUCCAAUUAUGGCAAUCGAGCACGCAGGCUGCAGGGCAUCAGGACGACAUUACAGAUUACUAUUGACAGGGAAAGUUGGGAGCGACUGGGACCAGCUCAGCGCCAAGUCAGCCAUAAAAUACAGCACAAGAGCAAGAAGAAUAUCGAAAGAUAACAAUAUAUUUGUGUUGAAAGUGGAGAGUAAAACCUCCGCACUGGUGGCGAGAAGCUCCAGCGCAAAAGAGGGAAAGCAAAGACCUGGGGAUAGUUCUUGCAUUAAUGCUUUAUACUUGCGCUUACGAGGACUUGCAUGGUAUAUUUUGCUGCAAUGA
Molecule: messenger RNA, 333 nt
Organism: Microsporum canis CBS 113480
Lineage: Eukaryota; Fungi; Ascomycota; Eurotiomycetes; Onygenales; Arthrodermataceae
Exons: 2
Coding region: 1-333 (110 amino acids)
Source: RefSeq, a predicted model, not a curated record